CACCCCAAGUCCAUCCCCGUCCAUCCCAGGUCUAACAAUAUCAGACAUGUCCACCCCAAGUCCAUCCACAUCAGACAAAGACCUGAGGGUGUGUGAGGAUGUCACAGAGGACUGUGUGGAUGUAGAUGAUGAGAUGAAUCCUCAUGGUACAGAGAAACAGCAGUUUGUCUGCACAGAGGCUCAGGCUGGACCAUCUGACUGGGAGGAGUUCACACCCGAAGAUUCAGCAGAGUCUGGAACAACUAUGUACAGGUUCAGGUGUCCCCGUUCAGGUUCAUUCCAUUGUACUCGGACUGGAUUGGUGUUUGUCGUGCAUAAGGAGGCGGGCCUUCAGUACAGGACUGUCCAAUGGGAUGAGGACCUCUUGGAGUCAGCUAGUAGGACACCCUGCAGGGCCGCUGUUCAGUAUCGAGUGUCCAGAUAACGCUGUUCGUCAGCUCCACUUCCCACACUGUGAGAUAGAACCUGCUCCGCUCUAUGAAAACCUGCUGUCCAUCGCCCACAUCACUAACCAUGGAAUGAGCUUCAUUGAUGCGCUGGAGAUCACAGACACUCAUGUGGUCAUCGAUGUCCCACAUUUGUCUUCAUUUGGCGUCAGUUCAAGGCGUAGAAGAGGAACUUCGAAAUACAUCAGACGAGUUAGUGGCCAAGUUCUGCUGUUCCUCACACCACCAAAACACACUAGAAAAUGCAAUCUCCUGUCCAUCAACGUCAACGUAGAUGACGUAAACGCUUUCGUGAAGAAAUAUGAGCCUAGAGCUAUGUACCUCAGGGUGCCUGCUGCAUGCAAACUCAUCACAGAACACAAGUACAGCGUGACUGCUGUUAUGAAGACGAGGCAAAUACACUGUAAAGAAAAAAUGUUUGAACCUGAACUUUGGACCAAAUUAUCACAUGAAUGUUUGAAAUCCGGCUUCCACCGACAACAACAGAAGUUUCUUAACAGUCAAAGACCAAAACAACACAGAGUCUGGGAUCAUAACAUGAACCUGCCUGCUCCUGCUGCAUUUAAGAGGCCUCAGCAGGAUGUCCCACCAAAGAAGAAGCUGCUUUCAGUUGGAAGGAGACAAUGGAGACAACAACUGUGUAGAAGAAGAAAAAUCGGUGGAAAAUACAAGAGGAAGACGAAGAGGCAGCUCCUCAAUGUUCUACAAGAGCUGGGAGAUGAUGAAUUUGAGGAAUUCAAGUGGUUCCUUAAUCAGGAAAAACAGGGUGACAUUCCACCGAUUACAAAGAAGCUGCUGGAAAAUGCAACAACAACACGUGUAGUUGAUCUGAUGGUGCAGAGGUAUGAGGAGUCGGGAGCAGUGGAGGUGACCAGGAGGGUUUUAAAGAACAUGAACAUGAAUGAGCUGAGGAAGAAGCUGAGAAACCUGCACUAAGGAUCAGAAGCCGCUACUGAGGAAUCAGCAGAACAUCUACCAGGGGAGAAGAUGUCUUCAGGUCACUUUGACUUGUUGAUCAUGUGACUGAUCCUGUUCUGAACCGGCUGCUGAUGACACUGACUCCGUAUACAUGCACACUAAUACUCCGAUCAUUAUCCGAUGUCUGGAGUUCUCAGAUUAUUCAGGUGAUCAUGUAAACAGGAUAAUCUGAUUGUCUUUAUCCAAUGACGGGAGUAAUCUGAUUAUGAGAAAUCGGAUUAACACACCUGGAUUUCUCCCCAAUACUCUGAUGUCUUCAUGCAUGUAUACAGGUUAAUCUGGUUUGUAAAAAAAAAAAAAAAUCUAUAUAAACGGAAGUUACGCUGCGACAAUGUGAGCCAAAGGAAAAAAGGUAAACAAACCUGGCAUGUAGCAGCAAAAAGUCAGUGAAGACUCACUUCUGGAGUGAAAAGGAAACUAAUUUUAUGCUACAACGAAUGGAGACACAUUCCAAAAGUUGUCCUUUAGAAAGUUCCAGACAAGACUGCAUGGUUUGAAAGUAACAGGAAGUGUACGUCUUAUGUCAUAACAUACGUACGUACGUACUCCGAAAGAAAUCAAAUAAUGGACUGAAAUAUGUAAAGCAGGGUUUUUUGAUUAUCGCAUUUCUAAAGUGCAUGGUGAUGCAACGCACCUGAUUAAAGCAGUAAUCGGAUUACUUCCAGUUAGUGGAUUUUUAUGGUCAUGUAAACAGACUCAUUCUGAGUAAAGCCCGGCCAAGGCCUCAUCUACCAGCUGAUUGGAUCAGAUUUAUCAGCAUGUAUUGAGAGUCCAAUCUGAUUGGCUCAGUACAGUUUUAUAUCACAUGAGAGGUUGAUGAAAACUUUUCUAUCCAAAGAAAAGAGAAUUUCUUUGUAAAACGACACAAACUCCAGCAGUGAUGGAAAAGACUGUUUCUGUUAAUGACGAUAAAGAGAAGAAAACAUUCACAUCUAAUAAACGUGUGUAAAUGCUGCUGUUGGAGUUAGAGGCACUUGUAAAUAAUGUUCUUCCCUCAGGUUUCCUUUGAGGAUUUUUUUUUUUUACCGGAAAUAUUUUAAAAUGUUAAAUUAUGUUUUUAUAUGAACUUUUUUAAUAUGAAUAAAUUAGUUUUUCAGA
Messenger RNA from Sphaeramia orbicularis (orbiculate cardinalfish), 2522 nucleotides. RefSeq lists its product as uncharacterized. The transcript is spliced from 10 exons. The record is from RefSeq and is a predicted model, not a curated record. Lineage: Eukaryota; Metazoa; Chordata; Actinopteri; Kurtiformes; Apogonidae. The coding region runs from base 144 to 1382 and encodes 412 amino acids.